AGCGCCGCGGCGCUGUCGGCGUUGGCCGGCCGAGGUGAGGGGUCGGCCCGGGGCUCUGCAGGACCUCCCUGCACAGCCGCGGGGGUUGCAGCCUUCUACAGGAGCGCUUCAACAGGAACGGCAAUCCCCUUUAUACCUUUUUUCCAAACAGCUCGAUGGCACCCCGAAAGAAGUUAAAGGGUCUUGUAGCUGCUACCAUCACUCCAAUGACUCCGGACGGAAAAAUUAACCUCUCAGUGAUUCGUCAGUACGUGGAUUAUCUGGUAAAUGAGCAGAAUGUCAAGAACAUUUUUGUGAAUGGCACAACAGGAGAAGGCCUAUCCCUUAGCAUCCAGGAGAGGAAGCUGUUGGCAGAAGAAUGGAUGUGCCAGGGAAAAGACAAAUUGGACCAUGUAAUCAUUCAUGUGGGAGCACUGAAUCUGCCAGAGUGCCAAGAGCUGGCAAGACACGCAGCAGCCAUGGGUGCUGAUGGCAUUGCUGUCAUAGCCCCCUUCUUCUUCAAACCUACAAACAAAGAUGAGCUGGUUGCUUUCUUACAGAAGGUUGCAUCUGAAGCCCCUGAGGUGCCAUUUUAUUAUUAUCACAUUCCUCCUCUGACAGGUGUGAAGAUUCGUGUGGAAGAGUUGCUGGAUGGGAUAAAAGCACAGAUCCCCACCUUCCAGGGUGUGAAGUUCAGUGACACAGACCUCUUGGACCUGGCACAGUGCAUACACAAGAAUGAAACAGGGGAGUUUGAAUUCCUUUAUGGGGUGGAUGAGCAACUGUUGGGUGCACUGGCACUAGGGGCAAGUGGAGCAGUUGGAAGUUUCUCACUGGGGAAUUUCUCAACUUUGUCAUCAAACUGGGUUCGAGUGGAAGGCUUCAAUUAUGUUGGCAUGGGCAACUCUACCAACAAGAAGGAUGCGCAGAGCAACGCUGCCCGAGACUUCAUCAACUACUUAGUGCGGGUGAAUGAAAUGAAGAAGGAUGAAAUCCCUGCUUUUGGACCAGCAGCAGGUGAUAACCGCACUGGAGGACAGGAAGCAGCUAGAGGUGUCACUGGUUCCAGUUCAGCUGUGGGGGGACCUCUUCCUCCACAUUUGCUUUUAAAAAGUGAAGUAGGCAAUGGACCAGGUGCAGCACCUGGAAACUGUGGCAGUCAUGGAGCUCAAUGGGAUCGGGGUGCAAACUUGCAAGAUUAUUAUUCCAGAAAAGAGGAGCAAGAAGUGCAUGAGACCCCAGAGUCAGAAGUGGACUUAAAUGCAGAUCUUCAUGGGGGUUGGACCUUGGAAAAUGCCAAGGCACGUCUGAACCAGUUUUUCCAAAAGGAGAAGAUCCAGGAAGAAUAUAAAUACACUGAGAUGGGGCCUGAUCACAACAGGAGCUUUAAUGCAGAAAUGAACAUUUAUGUGAGGCAGCUGGGCAGAAGGAUUUUCAGUCGUGAGCAUGGAUCAAACAAAAAGCUGGCAGCACAAGCCUGUGCCCUUUCCCUGGUCAGACAGCUCUACCAUCUUGGUAUCAUUGAGCCUUACUCUGGGCAGACAAAGAAGAAAGGAGAAUCGUUGGAACCCUAUGAGGUGUCGCUGUCUCCUGACUUGGAAAAUCAUCUGCAAAAGACUGUACGGGAACUGUCUCUGGAGAUUGUGCCUAUGCCUGAAGAUCCCAGUAAUCCGGUUCUGAUCAACGUUGGCAAGCUGGCCCAUUUUGAACCAUCACAGAGACAAAGUCAUACGGGAGUUGUUCCCUGGUCACCACCUCAUUCCAACUGGAACCCUUGGACUGGCUGCAAUAUUGAUGAGGGUCCUCUGGCAAAUCUCACUCCGGAGCAGAUCAGCACGGAUCUGAGAAGUGAUUUCAUGUAUCGUCUGGAGCAGGACCAGGAAUUGCAGAGGAUCCAAGAAGCAAGAGAGGCUUUACCUCUGAAGAAUUUUGAAAGUGAAAUUCUGGAUGCAAUCCAUCACAAUUCUGUUGUUGUCAUCCGUGGUGCCACUGGUUGUGGCAAAACCACUCAGGUGCCCCAGUAUAUCUUGGAUGAAUACAUCAGAACCAACCGAGCUGCUGAGUGCAACAUAGUGGUGACACAGCCCCGGCGGAUCAGCGCAGUUUCCGUAGCAGAGCGUGUGUCCUAUGAGAGGGGGGAAGAGCCUGGCCAGAGCUGCGGGUACAGCGUGCGGUUCGAGUCUGUGCUCCCUCGGCCACACGCCAGCAUCAUGUUCUGCACUGUGGGUGUUCUUCUGAGAAAGGUGGAGACUGGGAUCCGUGGCAUUAGUCACGUAAUUGUUGAUGAGAUCCAUGAGAGAGACAUUAACACUGACUUCCUUUUGGUGGUGCUGAGGGAUGUGGUUCAGGUGUAUCCUGAAAUCAGGGUUGUCCUCAUGUCUGCCACCAUCGAUACCAGUAUGUUCUGUGAAUACUUCUUCAAUUGUCCCAUCAUCGAGGUCUAUGGCAGAACCUUUCCUGUCCAAGAUUAUUUUCUGGAAGAUUGUAUUCAAAUGACUCAGUUUGUCCCUCCACCCAAGGAAAAGAAGAAGAAAGAGAAGGAUGAAGAAAAUGGUGAAGAUGAUGAUGCCAACUGCAACCUUAUUUGCAGCGAUGAAUAUGGCCCAGAAACAAAGCACUCCAUGGCUCAGCUGAAUGAGAGAGAAACCUCUUUUGAACUCAUUGAGGCUCUGCUGAUUUAUAUCAGGACUCUGAAUGUCCCAGGAGCUGUCCUUGUUUUCUUGCCUGGCUGGAAUUUAAUCUAUACAAUGCAGAAGCAUCUAGAAAUGAGCCCUCGCUUUGGAGGCCACCAGUACAGAAUUUUACCUCUGCAUUCCCAGGUUCCUCUGGAGGAGCAGCGUCGAGUGUUUGAUCCUGUGCCUCCUGGGGUGACCAAAGUUAUUUUAUCUACCAGUAUUGCUGAGACCAGCAUUACCAUCAAUGACGUGGUCUUUGUUAUCGACUCUUGCAAGCAAAAAGUGAAGCUGUUCACUGCACACAACAACAUGACAAACUAUGCCACGGUCUGGGCAUCAAAAACCAAUCUGGAGCAGCGGAAAGGCAGAGCUGGGCGCGUGCGAGCCGGCUUCUGUUUCCAUUUGUGCAGCAGAGCUCGCUUUGAGAGGCUUCAGACUCACAUGACGCCCGAAAUGUUUCGAACGCCACUUCACGAAAUUGCUUUGAGCAUCAAGCUGCUGCGCCUGGGAGGGAUCGGGCAGUUUCUGGCCAAAGCCAUCGAGCCGCCCCCUCUGGACGCGGUGAUCGAAGCAGAGCGCACGCUGAGAGAGCUUGAUGCCCUGGAUUCCAAUGAUGAGUUGACACCUCUUGGAAGAAUUCUGGCCAAACUUCCCAUUGAACCUCGUCUGGGCAAGAUGAUGAUCAUGGGCUGUAUUUUUUAUGUGGGAGAUGCUGUAUGUACCAUCUCUGCAGCUACCUGUUUCCCUGAACCUUUCAUCAAUGAGGGCAAACGCCUGGGUUAUGUCCACAGGAAUUUUGCUGGGACCAGGUAUUCAGAUCACGUGGCUUUGCUCUCUGUCUUCCAAGCCUGGGAUGAUGCAAGAAUGGGUGGUGAAGAAGCAGAGAAAAGGUUUUGUGAACACAAAAGACUCAGCAUGGCUACUCUUAGAAUGACUUGGGAAGCAAAAGUCCAGCUAAAAGACAUACUUAUUAGUUCUGGCUUUCCUGAAGAAUGUUUGAUGACUCAACCGUUUAACAACACUGGCCCUGAUAACAACCUGGAUGUUGUAAUCUCCCUGCUGGCUUUUGGGGUCUACCCCAAUGUCUGCUACCACAAGGAGAAGAGGAAGAUUCUUACCACUGAGGGGCACAAUGCUCUCAUCCACAAAUCAUCUGUCAACUGCCCUUUCAGCAGCCAGGACAUCAAGUAUCCAUCACCCUUUUUCGUUUUUGGAGAGAAGAUUAGAACACGAGCCAUCUCUGCCAAAACCAUGACCUUGGUGAGCCCACUGCAGCUGCUCCUCUUUGCUUCCAAGAAAGUCCUGUCAGAUGGAGAGCUCAUUCUGGUGGAUGACUGGAUCAAGCUGAAGAUGCCGCACGCGGCGGCCGCCUGCAUCACCGCUCUGCGCGCUGCCAUGGAGGCGCUGGUGGUGGAUGUCAGCAAGGAGCCCGGCAUGGUGCGGCAGCUGGAGCCGGCGCAGGAGCGCAUGCUGACCGUCAUCCGGCAGCUGUCCCGGCCAGCCGCGGCGGGCAUGGCGCUCUCGGCUGCCAGCGCCAGGUUCGGGGAUGGCCCCCGCCCGCCCAAGAUGGCUCGCUACGACAACGGCGCUGGCCUUCGAGGCUGGGGAGGUUACGCGCACGGCUCCGGCCGCAGGGGCAGAGGCUACGGUGGCUACCCCAGCUGGAACUCGGCAGGAAGAGGAUACCCAGGUAGUCCUGGGGGAGGCUACGGAGCUGGGGGUGGCUGCCGAGGAGGAGGAGGAUACCGAGGAGCAGGCAGGGGCUACCGAGGAGGCUAUCAGGACAUGGGCAGGGGUGGGUGGUAGUGAUAGCAGGUCAGUGGAGUCUUUCCACUUCAACAAAAGUGCAUUUCCUUCCCAAGUUCCUUUCUUCCUCUUCCCAGUUUGUAUGCUUUUUUGGUUCCUUAGUACAAGUACAGCUCUGUAAUAUAUAAUUUUCUUGGGGAAUUCCCUGCAAGUUGUAUGAUUUAUUUUUAAUAAAGAGUUUGUUUCUGAAGACUUGCAUGCU
Lonchura striata (white-rumped munia) is the source of this 4662-nucleotide messenger RNA. NCBI's taxonomy places the organism in Eukaryota, Metazoa, Chordata, Aves, Passeriformes, Estrildidae. The record is from RefSeq and is a predicted model, not a curated record.